UAAAGCGGCAGGCUUGAGCGAUCUGAAUUCCAGCUGGGACAGUUUAAAAGUCCUUGUCCCCUUGGAAGGCGAUUCUCCAAAAUGAAGAUCUUGGCAGUAUAGUAUUGUUCACCGCAGAUAAACUUACCAAAAGAAUGGAUGACGGUUUGGUGUAUGAGGAUGAUAUCUUGCUGCGCUCAGAGAAGGCCUUCCAUGAUGCUGCGAAAAGGAACGACACAAAGAUGAUGUUGGACCUCAUUAGGAGAGGAGUGGACGUCAAAGUGAAAAAUAAAGUGGACCGCAAGGCGCUGCACUGGGCCGCCGGGACGGGCAGCGAGGAGGCGCUGCGUCUUCUGUUGGGCUACGACGCGGACGUGGACGACGCGGACAGGUUUGGGAUGAAUGCACUACUUUUGGCUGCAUGGUUCGGCCACCUUAGAAUCUUGCAGUUUCUUGUCUCAUCUGGUGCAAAGCUAAACUGCACAAACAAAAAUGGGCUAAACCUUCUGCACUGUGCUGCCCAGAGAGGCCAUAUCCAUAUUCUGGAGUUCAUUAUGGAGGAUCUGGAAGACAUGCAACUUGAUAAACCUGACAAGUCAGGUAAGACAGCAUUUCACCUAGCAGCAGAGCAUGGACAGCUGGAGGUGAUGGAGUUCCUCAUCGGUAUGGGCUGUGCUCACAACCUCAAGGACAAGGAGGAAAACACUGCACUGCAUAUGGCGGCAAAACGUGGCAGUGCCGAGGCCUUCCGGAAGGUUCUGGAGACAACUGAGAGCAUCAACGAGAAGAACAUCGAUGGUAUGGCGGCCUUACACUUGGCUGUGGAUGGCGGGCACUAUGAGUGUGUCAGGCUGCUGGUGGAGGCCGGCUGCAACGUCAACGAACUUACCAACAGAAAUAUGACUGCGCUCCACUUUGCAGCUCAGCGUGGCUUUGACAUAUUGGCUAGGCUGCUUGUGGAGGCUGGUGUCAGUCUGGACUCAGUGAAUGUCAACCAUAAUUCAGCACUACACUUGGCUGUGUUUAACAACUACCCCAAGAUUGUAAAAAUACUUAUUGAAGCAGAAUGUGACCUUGACAUUUUUGACAGUUGGCUUCAGACACCACUGCACAUAGCAGCAGAGCACGGACACCAGAACAUAGCGGAGAUGAUCCUUAUCGCUGGGGUCAACCUCAAGCUGCUCGACAAGCAAAGAAAGACGUCGCUGGAUAUUGCGGCCAGAGGCAACCAUGUCAAUGUGGUCGACAUGAUCAUCAAAGCCGAUCGAUUUUACAAGUGGGAACAGGACAAUGUCAAAAGUGACUCAGAUUCCCUGGUGGGAAGGGCUGUGAGCUUCAGGCAGGAUCAUCAGCAGGAGAUGCAGCACUUCCGCACCAUAUUAUGGAAGCUAGCCACAAAAUACAUGAGGCCUGGGGAGUGGAAGUCACUGGCUAAGCACUGGUGCUUCACAGAUGCCCACAUCCGAGCCAUAGAACACCAGUGGACAGGCACAAAAAGCUUUAAGGAACAUGGGCAUCGUAUGCUGCUGAUUUGGCUGCACGGGGUGUUGGUUGCCAGAGAAAACCCCAUUAAGGGCUUAUAUGAAGGUCUGAUGGGAAUUUCGAGAAUGGAUUUGGCAGAGAGCAUACGGCAUCAGGCCAAUGCAGACCAGAACUCUCCGAAGAAGUGUGCUAUGAUGUGAAGGCUGGUGGGGCUCAGAAAAUGACCCACGCUGGCAGCAUUGGUCAGGAGGAAGGCCUCAGAAACCCACAAAGGAACAUUGCAAUGGCUGCUGCAAAAUGAAACAGAAUACUGCGAAAUACAAUCCAGCUACAGAUAUGCGCCAGAAUGUUUGACAACAUGAAAUACAUUUCAAGAAAAACCCUCUUCCUCAUAAAUACCCUGAUUUAGUCAUCUUUUAAGGGCUACAAGCAUAUUGCUCAAAUGUGACACUGGAUUACCUCUGUUAGUUUACCGCUGUUAAGAUUUAAAACAUGAGUAUACAGUUGUGUUACCUGUGUUUCAAACAUGAGGAAAAAUCUAUUCCGGUUAAAUCAUUUAAAACAAUUUACUAAAGUUAAUACCCUUUAUAUAGAUAUAUUGUUUUUGUAUUUGAAAAAGAUUAUUGUGUGUACAAUGCAUGAUUGUAUCAUACAUCAGAUAUCCUUAUGUUUUUCUGAGAAAUAGCAUGAGUUGUCAUGAGUGUUGUGCUGUGAUUCACUUUUAACUGAUACAUGUGUGAAGUAAAUAAUGGUAUGCUUUCACCUGUGUUAGUGGGGGGAAAAAAACAAAACGUUUAAUUGCUGAAAUAUACCUCUAUAAAUAUAUCUCUUUAUAGCUAAAAUCAGAAUAUUCUCUUUUUGAGAUCAGCUUGUCACAGACAUGGCACAAGUUUGUUGUACAUAGAAAAUGAAAUUAUGUUUUUCUGUAGAGGACACUCAGGUUGCAUUUUAGCUAAUGCAUAUAUCCUGAUCCCAGCUUUAACAUCUUCUGGUCACUAUGUGUACAUAUAUAUGUGUAUUACUUGUGUAUUAUUUAAAAGCAAAACAACUACUGCACUUUAUAUGAGGGCCAAAUAAACAGU
Messenger RNA from Electrophorus electricus (electric eel), 2543 nucleotides. It is a transcript of the gene ankdd1a, whose product is annotated as ankyrin repeat and death domain containing 1A. Gene Ontology annotation, biological process: signal transduction. Gene Ontology annotation, molecular function: protein binding. Lineage: Eukaryota; Metazoa; Chordata; Actinopteri; Gymnotiformes; Gymnotidae. The record is from RefSeq and is a predicted model, not a curated record.